Molecule: messenger RNA, 3423 nt
Organism: Stegastes partitus (bicolor damselfish)
Lineage: Eukaryota; Metazoa; Chordata; Actinopteri; Pomacentridae
Product: tumor necrosis factor receptor superfamily member 1A
Exons: 10
Coding region: 652-2055 (467 amino acids)
Biological process (GO): inflammatory response; signal transduction
Cellular component (GO): signaling receptor complex; membrane raft; plasma membrane
Molecular function (GO): tumor necrosis factor binding; tumor necrosis factor receptor activity
Source: RefSeq, a predicted model, not a curated record
GUCCCACAGCUCUAUAGAAACAGCACAACCAUGGAUAGAGGCACAGAGAACUCAAAAAUGUCUUCUGUGCAUAAUGACACACCUUAUUCCCAUAGUUUUCUCCUAUCUGCUCUGUGUAAACACAGUCUGCAGUUUGGUGGAAAAGUCCCAGAGUUUUUGUCAUGUCACUGUUGGUUGCAGGUGAGUCACUUAUAGCAUCAUAGCUGCACCACAAAGUGUAGAUUUUUUAUUUUCUUUUAAAUUUUUGAAAAGAAUUUUUGGCAAAUUCUUUAAAAGCAAAACGUAGAAUAAAGGGAUUUUUAUGAAAUAUUAUGAUUUUAAACUUAGAUUUGGUGACAUCUUCCAGUAGAAUAACAUGUCAAAGAUAAGUAGUUUGAGUUUAUGGUCUCAAGAGCACAGAAUUUAUUUUAUUUUUAUCAAGUUACAACAAAUUGUUCACUUUCAGCAAAAUUUUAACCGAGAAAUACAGAAUAAAAUGAUUUCGAUGGAAUGUCACGUAAGUCAAGGACUGAUGGAAGUUGUACCUUCUGCCAAUUUAUUCUGUUUUCUUAUUUUUCUAAUUCUGCCUACAUAAUCUGAAUUUGUGUAUCGGGCUGAAGGGCAGGCUCAAUGAACUGAAAACUGAAACUUAAUGCUUGAAGUCAAAGGUCAAUGAAAAUUCAAAGAAAAAAAAAAGUGACUAAUAUUAAGUCAAGUUUCCACUCCAGCUCUCCUUUAAGCUGUAUUGUGAAAAUGUCAGGUCUGUUCAUGUGCGGCCAUCUUCACCCACACUGUGCCUCGAUUAAACCUCAAAUUCUCUUUCAGGUUUUCCCGCUGAUACUUUGCAUAAUUUUUAGUCCGCAGGGUUAUGAACUUAUGGUUGAUGCCCAACAAAAAUGUCCGAAAACGUGCGAACCUGGAUAUUAUUUCCAUAAUCAUGAAGAAUGUAAAAAAUGUGCUGAACACACACACACAACAAUACCAAACUGUCUCUUGCACUGCAUCAGGUGUGAGUCAUGUAGUCAUUUCGAGGUUCAAAUAAGGCCUUGCUCCUUUAACAGCAGCGUGCGAUGUGACUGUCCGACGGAUUUCUACUAUUCGAGCGAAAGGCACUGCACAAAAUGCUCCCAUAACAGAUGCAUUCAGGAUAAUGACAAUCACGACUUUAUCAGGAAGUGCCAGCCCUGCCAAAAGAAGCAGUAUCUGAAUGUGCCAGCGUGCCGGAGUAAAUGCGCCAACAUCCCUCUACCAACCACUGCAAGUCCAUCUACAACCACAGCGGCAUCGAAAAACAUUCCAACUUCCUCUCCGUCUCCAGCUUCAACUCGACCUUCAUCUACAGGACCCGUGACUUCAAACAGUGCACCAAACCCUGUUGUAGUUCGACAUAACUCAGGCAACCACAUGCCAUGGUUUUACUUUGUGGUGGUUGGGAUCCCUUCUCUGCUGGUCUUUUUGCUCCUGCUGCUCUUCACCAGGAACCAGUUCAGAUCUCAAGACACUUGUCAAACAUGGAGUGAAAACGCAGAUUUGGAGUUCCCUGCCGAACAACGCCGUCUUCCAGGCAGCAGCCCGACCACACCGACACUGACCUACACAGAGGAGUCUCCCAUGUUGUUUGACAGUCAGAGUCCACCCAUACCAGAACAUUCAGCCCCCAUCAGCCCUCAACCGCCAGACACUGAUAACACAGUUCCCAGACAAGAUGAGCAAUCAGACCGCUGGCCAGCCAUUGUCCUCUACGCCAUCAUCAAGGAGGUUCCCCUGCGUAGGUGGAAGGAGUUUUUGCGUCUUCUCUCGGUGGCCGACCAACAGCUGGAGCGGAUCGAGCUGGAGGCCGGUUUGGUUCUAGGCUCCAUGGAGAAGCAGUACCAGAUGCUGAGGCUGUGGAGUCAGCGCUCCACUGCCAGCCUCAGUGACAUUUUCUCUGCCUUAUGCCACAUGGAAUUAUCCGGCUGUGCCCAGCUGCUGCAGGAAAACCUGGACAAGCUGCCCUGGAAGCCUGAUCCAAGGCAAGGCUCCACAGCCAGCAGAAGUCCAACAGGCUGUUGUUUGAACGGAGCAGUGCACACCUGAGGCUGCACCUGGAGACACAAGUACGAUGCUGUCGAUAAUACAGCUGGAGAUUCUUUAACAAAGGACGCCAGUGCAUAAAACUAGAGACUUCAAGUUUCUGGAGAGGACAUUACUAAAGGUGAUGCCUACAUGGUGCAACCACAGACAACCGCUGUAAUGCUGUAAAUGACUCAUAGUGAGUAUUGCAAAUUUAGAUAAUUAUCUAAAUAAGAGUCACACGGCGUGGGGGAGCACAAUGGAGAAGUAAAUGUUGCUGAAAAUAUUUGUCAUAACUGUUGACUGUGUCAUCGUGUGAACUCCGGGUACAUGUACUGUAUGUAUUUUCCUGAUAAAGUAAAAAAAAAAUUUUUUAAAACUUAGAUCAUCAAGUUGCUUCCUCAGGUGCAUAUAACAGCAAUAGUAGCAUUUUUAUGAAGCACAUAAUGCCUCUUAAUGUACAUGGCGUACUUUAGUAAUCUACUGUAUGUGGAGAGACUACAUAUAACAAAUGAUGGAGGGGAAUCCCUUCCUUUAAGCAAAGCCUACUGUCAAGACACCCUUUAAGUACACCACUUAACCUCCAGCUUCUAGUGUGGCAUCUCUUAAAGGCCAAAUGCGGGGGCUUGUGGUUUUUACAGCACAAUGUGCUGCGAUGUCAAUGUAUGUGUGUGUAGAAAGUAAGAAAAGGAAGUAGUCCUUCCCUUAUGAAAGGUACAAAUUGUUUUACCUCCAGGAUCUCACUUGUUUUUGUUUUGUUUUUAGAUAAGCGUUUGACUUUUUCAGUUUGAAUGUUUAAACUGCUCGAACAUUUUACGUACAUCUGUGAUGUCUGAACCACGACUGACAUCUUGUUUGACAUGAAAGUCUGGUACAACAGCUCAGCCUCUGGUUCGUGUUGCGCACCCUCGCAAAGUAAGAAAACUGAAAUCCCCAAAGGACGUCAGAUUUUCAGUUUCCUGCAAGUGAAUGGUGUCAAUGUGCAGAAGGCUGGGUUUUUCCUCACCACACAUAUUCCAUUCAAACUGAUGGUUUUCUCUUGUGGUGUUUGGGUAUCUCACUUUGAGAGUUUUUGUGUGUCAGUUUGAUUUACUGGCAGUAAAGGACUUGGACUUUCCAAUUUAAGGAGUUUAAUAAUGAAAGUUUCAAUCCAGAACUAGGUCAUUUGACGUUAAGACAUAGGUGUGUGUGUGUGUGUAUAUUUUACAGGUAUGAUUUUAUUAUUUAUCAGCUACUUAUGGAUGAUUGCAUAUUUUGUUACAGAGCUCAUUGUGUGAAUUAUCUGUUAGAUGUAUUUUUAUCUUCACCGAUGGUACACAUGUGUUGUAAUGAUGUGCUGUAACAAGCCAAGUUCAAAUGUUGUCCUACAGGGAAUAAAACUGUUGGCCACAA